Thyridium curvatum is the source of this 1347-nucleotide messenger RNA. RefSeq lists its product as uncharacterized. NCBI's taxonomy places the organism in Eukaryota, Fungi, Ascomycota, Sordariomycetes, Thyridiales, Thyridiaceae. The coding region runs from base 1 to 1347 and encodes 448 amino acids. The record is from RefSeq and is a predicted model, not a curated record. Gene Ontology annotation, biological process: positive regulation of DNA-templated transcription, elongation; regulation of transcription by RNA polymerase II. The transcript has 2 exons. Gene Ontology annotation, molecular function: cyclin-dependent protein serine/threonine kinase activator activity. Gene Ontology annotation, cellular component: cyclin/CDK positive transcription elongation factor complex; nucleus.
AUGGCGCCGCAAGGACCUAAAUCGAUGACCGCCUCCAAGGGGCCACAGCCCGUCGAGGAAGCACGGCAUCUUCCCGUCAAGGGCCCGCACCCUGGCUACAUAUCCAUAGCCAACCAGUAUACCUUCGAACAGAAGCUGCGGCGGAUGCAAAAGGAGAACGGAUGCGACCCGUCAAGAGAAGACAACUACCGGUUGCAAGGAGUGCAGCUCAUUGACAACGUCAGAGAGUCGCUCCAGCUUCCCGUCAGGACGUUUGACACCGCGUGUACCUACUACCACAAGUUCCGUCUCUGCUUCCGCGACGCCGAGUACAACUAUCAAGAUGCCGCCAUGGCAUCGCUGUUUGUCGCGUGCAAGGUCGAGGAUACGAUCAAGAAGUCCAAGGAGAUCCUGUGCGCCGCGUACAACCUUAAGAACGCAGACCACCCGACGACACAGGACGACAAGAUCUUCGAGCAGCCGUCCAAGAUCAUCAUCGGCCUCGAGCGACUCAUCCUCGAGACCAUCGGCUUCGACUUCCGCGUCCGCUACCCCCAGAAACUGCUCACCAAGAUGGUCCGCAAGAGAGUCCCCCCGGACGAGGCCAGAGAGUUCAUCGGCGUGGCCUACCCCAUGUGCAUCGACAUCUACAAGACCUUCUCGCCCAUCAAGCAGUCGACCUUCACCAUGGCCGUGAGCAUCGUCGAGCUCACGGCGCGCCUGAUGGGCAAGGACCCCGAGUUCUACAAGAGCGUCCGCCCGGAGCGGUACCACACGACCAGGGGCUGCGUCACCGAGACCGUGCUCGACCUGCUCGACCUCUACACACAGUUCCCCAAGUCCACCAGGAUCGGUACGCGCUUCGACCUUGCCAAGUUUAUCGACAUUAAGAUCAAGAUCAACCAAGAAGUCGACGCCGACCGCGACCUGGCCCGGUUCCCCGGCUGGUGCGACCAGUGCGAGUCCGAAGACAGGGAGAUGAGCUGGAUCACGCCGGGAUCCGCGACCUCGCCGGUCAACACGGGAUCCAUGCCCGGAAGCAACUCGGUCAAGAGGAAUGCCAAGGGUCAGGAGGGCACGAUGAGGUUUGUGUUUGACGCAGACGAGGCGCUGAAGGAGCAGGACGCCGUCGGAGAGUACUUUAGGGAGGAUUACGAAGAGUACGAGGUGGAGAUAGAGGAGGACAUCCCGGAGGCUAAGAACCACAACAAUCACGGCCACGGACAUGGCCAUGGCUCCAACCACGGGCACGGGGGCCCUCGACGGGACCGCGGCCAUAACAACCGGGAUCCGGGCUGGGCACCGUACAAUCGGAAUCGGAACCAGGAUAGGAACCGCGGCGGAAGAAAGGGCGGUUAUUAUCAGUAG